AAAUAUAAGAUUAUUUUGUACAGAUGCAAAUUCACCUUCGCAUGUAGCAUGUAUCAUCUUUCCGUCCAGCCGGGUUUAGGGAAAAGUUAUAUUUCGUAUAAUUAUGGAGGAGAGUAUUAAGAUAUUUGUGGAAAGGGCACAAUUGAUCGCUUUGAAUCCGAAAUACCUUUCCUGUGGAUUUGUGAAUGUUACCCGUUAUGAAAGAGGAGGCAGCUUCUAUGUAAAUUUUGAAUUUGUUAACAAAGUGCUCUUCUCGAAUGAUGCCACGGUGACAAUGAAAUUCUUCGAAUAUCGCUGGAAUAAAUACUAUCGUUCAGUUGUUGAAUUUCAUUACAAAUUCUGUGACUUUAUCGAGAAAGAUGUCUACGUGGGAACGGUGAUCGGUGCAAACGGCUUGAAAUGCCCAGUAAAGCCUGGAAAGCACACGGUGAUGAAUGUGACUGCACACUUUGAUGAUUUUCCCAGUCCUUUACCUUUUGAAAAGGCACGAGUUAACUUCAUUUUCAACACGAGUAAUGGAGACUUGGUGGCCGAGGGAGCUGUUUAUUUUUCAGUAAAAAAUAAUGAUGUAAAAAAUAAAAAAGCGAAACGCAUUUGAUGUGGCUAUUUAGCUAUUCCUCUUUAAGAUUUGUAUG
Messenger RNA from Papilio xuthus (Asian swallowtail), 635 nucleotides. RefSeq lists its product as uncharacterized. The coding region runs from base 104 to 598 and encodes 164 amino acids. The transcript has 4 exons. The record is from RefSeq and is a predicted model, not a curated record. NCBI's taxonomy places the organism in Eukaryota, Metazoa, Arthropoda, Insecta, Lepidoptera, Papilionidae.